CCAAACCAUACCAACAAAAAUCAUUUCAACAAAAAAUAUACUUGCUUAUACUCCCAAAUGAAGUUCUCGGCUAUCGUCACGCUCAGCGUUUCUACCCUCCUCGCUUCGUCACAGCUUGUCUCUGGCUAUGCCAUCAAGGGCAAUGGUGUCAACUGUCGCACUGGUCCGGGAACCAGUAACAGCGUUGCCCGCACAUACAACACUGGCGAUGAUGUCACCCUUUCGUGCCAGGCUUCUGGCGAAGUUAUCAAGGGCGGAUCACUCUGGGGCAAGACACAGCAUGGCUGCUAUGUCGCUGACUACUAUAUUAAAACAGGCACCAGUGGCUAUGUCGUUGGCAAAUGCGAGUCUGCUGGCGGAGGCAACACUGAUGGUGGUACUACUGGUGGAGGCAACGACAGCGGAAACACCGGUGGCGGUGGUGAAUCGGGGUCCGCAGGUCCAAUGGCCGACGACUACCCGUACAAGGGAAGAUGCGACAUCGUCGACAAAUGGCGGUACUACUCGUGCCAGUGUGUCAGCUUCGUUGCCUGGCGCAUCAACUCGCGUCUGGGAAUCAACUUCCACAACCGCUACAAGGGCAAUGCUUGGGGCAAUGCCAACCAGUGGGACGAUGCGGCGCGUGCCUCAGGCGUCACUGUAAAUAACACGCCUAAGCCGGGAGCUGUGGGCCAGACCGAUCGUGGCAGCAAGUUCGGACAUGUUGUGUGGGUCGCCAAGGUUUCUGGGGACAUGGUCACUAUUGAGGAGUACAACUACAAGCGCCACACGUACGGCACACGUACUGUUCCCAAGAGCUCAUUCAACUAUAUCCACCUCAAAUAGUAAAAGAAAUUGUUCAAUAGUACCUUAGCAGCACAUAAAGCACCAUAUAUCAUC
Linderina pennispora is the source of this 879-nucleotide messenger RNA. RefSeq names its product CHAP-domain-containing protein. NCBI's taxonomy places the organism in Eukaryota, Fungi, Kickxellomycota, Kickxellomycetes, Kickxellales, Kickxellaceae. The record is from RefSeq and is a predicted model, not a curated record. The coding region runs from base 58 to 825 and encodes 255 amino acids. The transcript has a single exon.